CGAUGCAGUUCGCCAUUGCGGCCCAGCACAUCUGCUGCGAAUCGCGGCCUGGGCAAUUUGAAUCGCCGGAAGAGAGACAGAGAGGCCGACGAUGAGACCUCCUCGGUUGCUCCCCCGUCGAGUCCACCGCCUUCGUCGCCUCCAAUGCUCCCAUUCGACGAUGAACUUGACCGCGAUGAAGACGAGGAACUCUUGGGAGACAUUGACGACAUCGAGGAAAUGGCAGAGGAUGAGGAUGGCAUUGAUCUGUUUGGCGAUAGCUUCGAACGAGACUACAACAAGAAUGUCGAACCACAACAGUAUCGAGGCAAAUACAUUGACGACGAGGAAGACCAAGAAGAGCUCGAUGUUGCCACCCGUCGACAGCUAGAAGCCCGACUUGACAAGCGGGAUCGCGAGCUCGCACGUCGUCGACGUAUGCCAGCUGCCUUCCUCCAGGACGACGAUGAAGACGUAAACAUGGAUCUUAGCCGUCAGGUCCGCCGCAGGAGGCACCACUAUGACGAAGACCGUGACGAAAUGGACAUGCAGGACGAUAUCAUGGACGAAGAGCUUAGUCUCGAGGAAUUGGCCGAUCCAAAGGCCGCCAAUCUCACAGAAUGGAUUCUCCAGCCCCAGGUCAUGCGUACCAUUGGCCGUGAGUUCAAGGCCUUUAUGACCGAGUUUAUCGACGCUUCUGGUCGAUCGGUUUAUGGAGAGCGAAUCAAGACCCUCGGUGAAGUAAACUCUGCAUCUCUAGAGGUCUCUUAUGCCCAUCUUGUAGCAGCCAAGGCUGUGUUGGGAUACUUUGUCGCCAACGAACCCACCGAGGUCUUGAAAAUCUUUGAUCAGGCUGCACUAGAGACUACACUUUAUCACUAUCCUCAUUUUGCUGAUAUCCAAAAUGAGAUCCAUGUGAGAAUCACUGAUUUGCCGCUCUGCUACUCACUCAGAGAGCUUCGUCAAUCACAUCUCAACUGCCUCGUUCGUGUGAACGGUGUCGUCACGAGACGAACUGGGGUCUUUCCACAAUUGAAAUUCGUCAUGUUCAAAUGUAACAAGUGUGAUGUCACAUUGGGUCCCUUCCAGCAAGAGGCGGCUCAGGAGGUGAAGAUUUCAUUCUGCCAGAAUUGUCAAUCACGCGGCCCCUUUACCAUGAACUCGGAAAAGACGGUGUAUCGCAACUACCAAAAAUUGACUCUGCAGGAGUCCCCUGGCUCAGUCCCGGCUGGACGUCUUCCCCGCCAACGCGAGGUUAUCCUACUCGCAGAUCUCAUUGAUACCGCCAAGCCUGGUGACGAGGUCGAAGUUACCGGUAUCUACCGAAACAGCUACGAUGCGCAACUCAACAACAAAAACGGAUUCCCAGUCUUCGCUACGAUUAUCGAGGCCAACCACGUUGUCAAAUCCCACGACCAGAUGGCUGGAUUCCAUUUGACCGAACAAGAUAUCGAGCAGAUCCGUUUGCUUUCUAGAGAACCCGACAUUGUUGACAAGAUCGUUCGCUCUAUUGCUCCCAGUAUCUAUGGCCAUGAAGACGUCAAGACCGCCAUUGCGCUUUCGUUGUUUGGCGGAGUUCGAAAACAAGCUCAAGGAAAGAUGUCCAUUCGUGGUGAUAUCAACGUUCUCUUACUCGGUGAUCCCGGUACUGCAAAGUCUCAAGUCUUAAAAUACGUUGAGAAGAGUGCCCACCGAGCAGUGUUUGCAACAGGUCAGGGAGCUAGUGCAGUAGGUCUUACUGCCAGUGUCAGACGUGACCCUUUGACCAGUGAAUGGACCUUGGAAGGCGGUGCUUUGGUGCUUGCGGACCGCGGCACCUGUCUGAUCGAUGAGUUCGACAAGAUGAAUGACCAAGAUCGUACUUCGAUCCACGAAGCUAUGGAACAACAGACGAUUUCUAUUUCCAAAGCCGGUAUUGUCACCACCCUGCAGGCUCGGUGUGCUGUUGUGGCCGCUGCCAAUCCAAUUGGGGGCCGAUACAACAGUACCAUUCCAUUCUCCCACAACGUCGACCUUACGGAGCCUAUCCUGUCCCGUUUUGACAUUCUUUGCGUGGUUCGUGACACAGUGCAGCCCGAAGAAGACGAACGGCUCGCCAAAUUUGUUGUUGAAUCGCACUCACGGGCCAAUCCCCCGAAGCCGCUCAAGGACAACCUGGGCAGAACCAUUGACAAGAAUGGCGAUCUCAUUGAUGAAGAGGGAUACCGCGUUGGAAACAAGGGAGAACGCCUUCCUCUGCGUCCAGACGAGGAGAGAGCGCGAGCCGACGCCAAGCGGAAAUCAGAAGAGGAGAAGGAGGGAGAAAUACCGCAAGAGCUGUUGCGGAAGUAUAUUCUCUAUGCUCGCGAGAGAUGCAACCCGAAGCUCUAUCAAAUCGAUCAAGACAAGGUUGCCCGGCUAUUUGCUGACAUGAGGCGGGAGUCUUUGGCCACUGGUGCUUAUCCGAUCACAGUGCGUCACUUGGAAGCAAUCAUGCGUAUUGCAGAGUCAUUUUGCAAAAUGCGCCUUUCCGAGUACUGCUCGGCUCAAGAUAUUGACCGGGCGAUUGCUGUGACGGUGGAUUCGUUUGUUGACAGCCAGAAAGUCAGCUGCAGAAAAGCCCUGGCAAGGGCAUUUUCCAAAUACACACUUGCCCGACCCAAGCCAGCCUCAAAACGUAAGGCGGGUAUUCCGGUGUCGAAGCCCUACACCCACCGAGAAAUCCAUGCACCAAUGGACGACGAAUAA
This is a messenger RNA of Talaromyces rugulosus, 2706 nucleotides long. RefSeq lists its product as uncharacterized. Gene Ontology annotation, cellular component: MCM complex; nucleus. Gene Ontology annotation, biological process: double-strand break repair via break-induced replication; DNA replication; mitotic DNA replication initiation. The transcript has 4 exons. Lineage: Eukaryota; Fungi; Ascomycota; Eurotiomycetes; Eurotiales; Trichocomaceae. The record is from RefSeq and is a predicted model, not a curated record. The annotation marks the transcript as partial. Gene Ontology annotation, molecular function: ATP binding; single-stranded DNA helicase activity; single-stranded DNA binding.